Trichoderma virens Gv29-8 is the source of this 804-nucleotide messenger RNA. RefSeq lists its product as uncharacterized. The transcript is spliced from 3 exons. NCBI's taxonomy places the organism in Eukaryota, Fungi, Ascomycota, Sordariomycetes, Hypocreales, Hypocreaceae. The coding region runs from base 10 to 369 and encodes 119 amino acids. The record is from RefSeq and is a predicted model, not a curated record.
CAAGGCAAAAUGUCCGCAAUGGAGGCCCCAGUCGAGAAAAAGGUUGAGAAGUCAGCCAAGCCUCUUGGCAUGCGCAAGAACGGAAUGCAAUGGCAUGCUCCGAAGAAAGCGUUUCGGCCUACUAAAGGCCUCUCCUCGUAUGAGCAAAGAACUAAGGAGCGCGCUGCAAUGGCACAGAUGAAGGCAAAGGAGAAGGAGAUGAAGGAGGAGAAGGAGGAAGAGCGCCAGCGACGGAUCCAGGCAAUCAGGGACAAGCGAGCAAAGAAGGAAGAGAGGGAGCGAUACGAGAAGAUGGCUGAAAAGAUGCACCGCAAGCGAGUGGAGAGAUUGAAGCGCAAGGAGAAGCGAAACAAGCUCUUGAACUCAUGAGCCCAGCGACACCCUCGCCGAAGACAUUGGGAUUAGACUGCAUCGGCAAAACCCGCAGUGCAUUCUAUAUAUUGGCAGCAUUCAAGAACCAUGGUGCUUACAACGGAUGCGCACUGUGGUAUCCGAACUUGGACGACCAUGCAGCAGCAGCAGCAAGCAGUUGGACGGGGGCUGUAGCGACAACCUCUUCACCGCCCUCGACUCCAGCCACUACUAUUCGCAGUAGUCUAAAUUUGGUCUUAUUUGCAUUCUGCGGCAAAAUAGGACUGCUAGCUCUUGGGCCUGUUUGCUUGGGUGAUUUUUGGGGGUCUUGCAUUUGCAUGGAGUUGGGAGCACAUUGAUUACAUGUAAUACAUUUGAGACGGGCUUGCCGAAGCAGCAAUGGAUAAAACAGGGAAAGGACCUGUCAAAGAAAAGAAUGAAGAAACUUACCAU